Ilyonectria robusta is the source of this 1233-nucleotide messenger RNA. RefSeq names its product cryptococcal mannosyltransferase 1-domain-containing protein. The coding region runs from base 1 to 1233 and encodes 410 amino acids. The transcript is spliced from 3 exons. Lineage: Eukaryota; Fungi; Ascomycota; Sordariomycetes; Hypocreales; Nectriaceae. The record is from RefSeq and is a predicted model, not a curated record.
AUGAUCCUCUCACAGGGGAACCGCCUCUACAUCCGCCGCCUCUUCCGCUCGCGAGCCAUCAAGAUCCUCCUCGUGCUCGCCUGUCUCAUCAAUAUCCUCGACGUCCUCCGAAUCCACCGCGAUAUCACCAAUGCCGACCGAACGCCUGCGCCGCGGCCCUCGCAGCCCCCCGAGCGAAUAUAUAUUGCCAGCAUGCACUGGAACAACGGCGACGUCUUGAAGCACCACUGGAACGACGCUGUCAUUAAGCUUGCUGAGACCUUUGGGCCGGACAAUGUCUUUGUCAGCGUCUAUGAGAGCGGCAGCUGGGACGACACCAAGGAGGUACUGCGGAAGCUCGACAGCGAGCUCGAGCGCAGAGGUGUGCCGCGCCGCAUUGAAACCUCGCUCCAGACACACCAUGAUGAGAUUGCGCAGGGCGACCAUGGUGAAGGCUGGGUCAAGACGUCUAGAGGGACGGAGCUGAGGAGGAUACCGUACCUGGCCAAGCUGAGGAACAAGACGAUACGUGACCUGAUCGAGCUCCACGAGAAGGGCACUACCUUUGACAAAGUCCUCUUCCUCAACGAUGUGAUAUUCACGACCGAUGAUGUCUUGAAGCUCCUUAAUACCAAUGGCGGCGAGUAUGCCGCCGCCUGCUCGCUCGACUUCUCCAAGCCACCGCUGUACUACGACACCUUUGCGCUUCGGGACACCAAGGGAAAUGCUCAUGUUACGCCAACUUGGCCAUACUUCCGAUCCAGCGGUUCGAGGAAUGCGCUGGUCAAACAUAUCGACGCCGUGCCUGUCACGAGCUGUUGGAACGGGAUAGUCGCGAUGCCGGCGGAACCUUUCGUCUCUUCCUCUGCGCUCCGCUUCCGCGGCGUCACAGACUCCCUUGCGACACACCACCUUGAGGGUUCCGAAUGCUGUCUCAUCCACGCCGACAACCCACUGUCCAAGACUCGCGGCGUCUUCCUUAACCCGCGGGUCCGCGUUGGAUAUAACUUGCCCGCAUACCAGGCUACGCAUCCCGCCGACGGGUCAGAGCCUUGGCUCUCAGUGUGGGACAUCUUCACCGGGCUGUGGGCCAACCGCCUGCGCCGCUGGGCCACCUUCUCGUUUGACAGAUGGGUGGUCAGACGGCGCGUGGGGCGGUGGGAGAAGGAGGGCUUGGGGAAUCGCGAGCCCGGCGAGUUUUGUCUGAUCAACGAGAUGCAGGUGCUGGUUGACAAUGGAUGGGCUCAUGUAUAG